Molecule: messenger RNA, 3887 nt
Organism: Myripristis murdjan (pinecone soldierfish)
Lineage: Eukaryota; Metazoa; Chordata; Actinopteri; Holocentriformes; Holocentridae
Gene: ampd3a
Product: adenosine monophosphate deaminase 3a
Exons: 15
Coding region: 609-2963 (784 amino acids)
Biological process (GO): AMP metabolic process; IMP salvage
Cellular component (GO): cytosol
Molecular function (GO): AMP deaminase activity
Source: RefSeq, a predicted model, not a curated record
GUAAUGCUAUGCACAGCAAACCAAGGUCAGAGCCCGGAUUAUCUGUUUGAAUACUGUAGUGGCAGUCGGGGAAGUAGCAGGGAAUCUAUAAUGAUUUAUAGACUAUCACAGCUGCAUAGUUUAUGAGAGACAUCUGCAUUGACUACCAGCUUGUGAUUCCUCUCUGCUCCAGAGGUGAGGAGUCUCUCUCUCUCUCUCUCUCUCUCUCUCUCUCUCUCUCUCUCUCUCCCUCUCUCUCUCUCUCCCUCUCCCUCUCUCUCUCUCCAGCUGACCAGUGAGAAGAGCAGGCAGCAGGUUGUAGUUACCCUCAGGGCCCUCUCUUUGUUGACAGCCAGUUUUGACAUAUUCCCAGGAUUAGUGGCUCUGUCAACAUGAUGCCACUGGCUCCUUAAAAUAGAGAUAGACGGACAGUCAGGAAAACAAAACGGUGGCUGUGCACCACUAUAGGCUCAAAGAUUCACUGAGUCUGACCCAGAUCCAUGCAGAGAGAGAGAGAGAGAGAGAGAGAGAGAGAGUCUCUAGCCAGCAAACCUGUACUGUGCCUCACUGAUCCCAGCGGAAGAGACUCCCCCUGAGAUUGCUUGAGAAGACGUGCAACACCCACAGACAUGGCUGUGAGCGCCGCGGAAGACAUGCCUCGUCAGUUCCCGAAGGUCACCCUAAGUGAGGCGGAUGAGGAGAUGCGACUGCUGGCAGAGAAGGUAUUUGCGUCGGCGCUGAAGGAAGAGGACAACAAAGAUGCUCUAUCGAUGUUCACGGUGCCUGAGGACUGUCCAAUCGGCCUCCAGCAAGCCAAGGAGCACGAGCUACUCAAGGAGCUGGCAGAGGAACAGUCAGAAGAGAGUGCCAAGAGAAAGAAGAGUUUAAAGAUGAUCCGGUCCCAGUCAAUGUCCCUGCAGAUUCCAGUGAAUGCAGAUUGGACGCGGCCAGUGGCGGCAACCCCGUUCCUGUCCCCCAGCUCGACCUGCUCUUCUGUGCCAGAGAUCUGCCCUGAGUAUCAGAGGGUCACUAUCAGUGGAGAUUACUGUGCUGGAAUCACAGUGGAAGACUAUGAGCAGGCUGCUAAAAGUCUUCUUAAGGCUCUCUUUAUUCGCGAGAAAUAUUCAAAAUUAGCUUACCACAGAUUCUGCAGAACCACAGCACAGUUCCUCCGCAGUGCUGAGACCGUCAGAUGGAAGGAGGAAGAUGAGAUUCUACCAGAGAUAUGUCCAUGCCCAAGGGAGGGAGAGGAUCCCUACAGCAUGGAGGACAUCCCAUUGAACCUAAACUAUGAACUGAGGAUGAAGGAUGGAAUCAUCUAUGUAUAUGACAAUGCAGAGGCUCUAAGAGAAAACCGACCGCACAACCUUCCCUACCCGGACUUGGAGACCUUUGCCAUAGACCUCAGCCAUGUGUUGGCCAUGAUUGCAGAUGGACCCACGAAGACCUAUUGUCACAGACGACUAAACUUUUUGGGUUCAAAGUUCUACCUCCAUGAGAUGCUCAAUGAGAUGGCUGAGCUGAAGGAACUGAAAAGUGUGCCUCACAGAGAUUUUUACAAUGUUAGAAAGGUGGACACGCAUAUCCAUGCUGCUGCCUGCAUGUCUCAGAAGCAUCUGCUGACCUUCAUCCAGGAGACCUACAAGACUGAGGCAGACUGUGUGGUGCUGGAAAAGGCUGGGCAAAGGAUGACUCUCAAGCAGGUGUUCGACAGCCUUAAUAUGGAUCCCUAUGACCUUACCGUGGACUCUCUGGAUGUACACGCUGGGAGACAAACCUUCCACCGCUUUGACAAGUUCAAUUCAAAGUACAAUCCAGUGGGAGCCAGUGAACUCAGAGAAAUCUACCUGAAAACAGAUAACCUCAUCAAUGGAGAGUAUUUUGCUCGUAUUAUUAAGGAAGUGGCACAUGAUCUGGAGGAGAGUAAGUACCAGCAUGCAGAGCCACGCCUGUCCAUCUACGGACGCUCCCCAGAUGAAUGGGACAGCCUAGCCAAGUGGUUUAUCCAGCACAAAGUCCACUCGCCAAACAUGAGGUGGAUCAUUCAAGUACCAAGAAUAUAUGAUAUUUUCAAGUCUAAGAAGUUGGUACCGAAUUUUGCCAAGAUGCUGGAGAACAUAUUCCUGCCUCUGUUCGAGGCCACGGUUAAUCCACAGAAGCACAAAGAACUCCACGUGUUCCUCAAAUAUGUGACUGGCUUCGACAGCGUGGAUGAUGAGUCCAAACAUAGCCAUCACAUGUUCUCCUACAAGAGCCCAAAGCCAGAGCAGUGGACCACAGAUGACAACCCUCCUUACAGCUACUACCUCUUCCAUAUGUAUGCAAACAUCAUGGUCCUCAACAAUCUCAGGAAAGAACAUGGCCUGAGCACCUUCCAGUUCCGUCCCCACUGCGGAGAAGCAGGAUCCAUCACCCACCUGGUCUCUGCCUUCCUCACAGCUGACAACAUCUCACAUGGACUCAAUUUAAAGAAGAGCCCUGUGCUGCAGUACCUCUACUACCUGGCCCAAGUGCCAAUUGCGAUGUCUCCACUCAGCAACAAUAGCCUGUUCCUAGAAUACUCCAAAAACCCUCUCCGAGAAUUCCUGCACAAGGGCCUGCGUGUCUCCCUGUCGACAGAUGACCCCAUGCAGUUCCACUACACCAAGGAAGCAUUAAUGGAGGAGUAUGCCAUUGCAGCUCAGCUGUGGAAGCUCAGCACCUGCGAUGUCUGCGAAAUAGCCAGGAACAGUGUUCUGCAAAGUGGCCUGUCUCACCAGGAUAAGAAGCACUUCUUAGGAGUGAACUACCUGAAAGAUGGACCUGAGGGGAAUGAUAUCAGGCGGACCAACGUAGCCCAGAUCCGCAUGGCCUACAGACAUGAGACACUGUGCAAUGAACUUAGCUUCUUAGUGGAUGCAGUGAAGUCUGAAGCAGUAAACUGCCAGCAUGAGCAAAAUGGACCACACAUCAGACAGAAUCCAAGCAUGCCGACCUCUCAGUAGGUUACGUAUACAUUAAUGUAUAAAAAAUCUCAGUGGCUACAAUUAAAGAGAUAACAUCUAAUGUUGUAUGAGUACCAAAUGAGUUUGAACAGAUAAACAGCCAUGGCUGUGUAAACACCUACAACUUGGUCUGUGCUAGCUGGAGGUAAAUAUGAAUGUGUGCAAAAUAUGUGCAUAUACUUGCCACAGCAUGUUUACUCUUUAUAAACAAUCAUACCUUACACUCAAUUCUGUUAGAGGGCUUAUGGCUUGAGGUUUUUCAUUUACUGUAUAUACCAAACAUGUGCACUAAUGGGUGGUCAGAGCUGCUGAGUGGAGAUUGCCACAGUGUUUACUGCAGGGAGAGGCAGAUACUUUAGCAUAGGUGAAUAAUGUCUUGAACAUUUCUUCUGUCUCUCCCCUACAUGGACUUGUUUUGAAGGUUUCACUGAGUGUUCAGGGAAGUACCAUAUGAUAUAUAACAUUUGGAAAAUGCUUACCUUUGUAAUGAUAUGAUGUGCUUUAUAAAGUUAUGGAAAUUACUUGUUGAUAGAACUUUAUUGUUUGAUCUUACAAAGUGCCAUUCACAAUCAAUUAUAUUUAUCAUAUAAAGCAGCAUAAGGGGAUCUAAAAACAGCCUUGUUAUUGUACAGUGUUAUUGUAAUGCAAACAGUGCCAUCUAGUGGCGAAACUGCUGGCAUUUGACAGUUAAAGACAGACCAUGCAGUUUCAUAGGAGGGAGGCAUAGGGAGGCACAUCACUUUGCUUACAGAUGUAAAGGCUGCAUCUGAGGAAAGAUAAAACCCCUCAGGUUCAUAAUCUGAACUCGAUCUGAUAAUUGAUGCCAUUGAUGCAGAAACUUUUAAAUGUGUCUUGAAUCCCAAUGUUUUGAUUUCACAUGACCAUAAAAAAUGUGUAGAAUUUGGGUUGUAAUGGGGUAAAAAA